This is a messenger RNA of Artibeus jamaicensis (Jamaican fruit-eating bat), 1260 nucleotides long. It is a transcript of the gene TIFAB, whose product is annotated as TIFA inhibitor. The transcript has 2 exons. The coding region runs from base 201 to 815 and encodes 204 amino acids. Gene Ontology annotation, molecular function: protein binding. NCBI's taxonomy places the organism in Eukaryota, Metazoa, Chordata, Mammalia, Chiroptera, Phyllostomidae. The record is from RefSeq and is a predicted model, not a curated record. Gene Ontology annotation, biological process: canonical NF-kappaB signal transduction.
AGAAAGCCACACUUCGUUCUCUCUUCUAAAAGGAAAAGGGAAGAAGCGACACAACUGGUGAGAAUUCUGACACAGCACCUCCCUGAACCGCAGCCGUAAUGGUCGUUUCCGAAAGCGCCCAUCCGGGGUCCACUUCCUCCUAAGAGCUCACGGCAAAAGUGCCAGAGCCAGCCAGGCCCCUGGAGGUAAGGCUCGCAUCCAUGGAGAGACACCUCACGGUCCUUCGAGUGAGCCUGCACCACCCCACCCGGGGCCCCGCAGUCUUCGCCACCGUCCCCCUGAGGCUGCAGCACGACACCAGCCCGCUGCUGGUGGGGCGCGGCCUGGACGCCCACCUCCGGCUGCCUCUCCCUCGCCUGUCCCGCCAGCACCUGUCCCUGGAGCCCUACCGGGAGAAGGGCAGUGAGGUGCUGGCCUUCAACCUCAAGGCUCUGAGUCGCAGGGGCCAAGUGUGGGUCAACGGGCUGACGCUGAGAUUCCUGGAACAGGUCUCCCUGGGCACUGUCAACAAAGUUGUCUUCUCCGGCCUCCAGAUGGUGGUCUGCGUGGAGGGAGGCACCUCCCUGGAGGCCUUUGUCUGCUGCUUCCAAGUCAGCCCCUCGCCCCUGAUUUGCAGGCCCCAGGCUGAGGAGACUGACGAAUGGGAAGACAUCCCGGAGGAGCCACCUGCCCCAGGUUCGGAGCAACUGGCUCCAGGCCACCUGGGCUUUCUCCAUGGCCCUGCCCAGACUGGGGACAGCUCACCCCAGCCAAGCGUGGGAGGAGGCCCAGAAAUACAGCCCCAGAGGGAGCCCACAGACGGCAUGCUCUGCUAGCCCCGCCGCCAAGAGCACGCCUCGGCUGAAACAGGGCUGGAAAUAUUCGAACUAUAACAGGCGACUCUGACAAGUGGGGCCUGCCUGGCUAAUAAUGAACUGAUUCUGCAAACACGAACUGUGCCGGGGUGGGGGGACGUGCCCUCCGUGCUUCCAGCUCUGCAAGGCAAUGAGAACGUCAUAUACUUUUAGAGGUGCUGAGGGGCUCUGGGAGUGCUCCUCAGCAUUUUUCCACAUUUCACGGUCUUGUCUGACUAGGAGUUACUUUAUGUUGCUAAUUUUGUGUGCUGCUUAAGAGUGGGAUUUUGAGGUUGCAGCAGGAACGCACGGACACAUGUAACAAUUACGUUUGUGGUAGCUGGGGGUUACCUUCGGCUCUCAAAUACCCACAGGCACUGGGGGCUUAGGGAAGCCUGUGUUUAAUAAACUACAAGUAUUUCAUUAA